Messenger RNA from Brassica napus (rape), 699 nucleotides. RefSeq lists its product as uncharacterized. The transcript has a single exon. The coding region runs from base 1 to 699 and encodes 232 amino acids. The record is from RefSeq and is a predicted model, not a curated record. NCBI's taxonomy places the organism in Eukaryota, Viridiplantae, Streptophyta, Magnoliopsida, Brassicales, Brassicaceae.
AUGGAGAAGGAGCACAAAGGAAAACAUCAUCCAAAGAAAAAUAGAGAAUGCUCAAGAUCAACCAGCGAUGAGUACAAGCAAAAAGAGUUUGAUCAGUUUGACAGGAACCGGAAGCAUGCUGUAUAUGAAUUUCAAAUCCCUCCAUUCCAUGGCAAGGCGGCUCCUGAAGCUUAUGUGAAGUGGGAAAAGAAGAUUGAGUUGAUUUUCAGUAGUCAACACUAUGCUGAAAGAAAGAAGAUUCAAAUGGCUACUGCUGAGUUUUGUGGUCAUGCUUUAAGAUGGUGGAAUCAGUUGAUAAAGUGCAGAAGACUUGAUGGAAAAGAACCAGUGGAAACAUGGCUUAAGCUGAGGGCUUUGAUGCGUAGAGAGUACGUUCCAAGACAGUACCACAAGGAAGUUAUUCAAAAGCAGCCUGAGACAUAUCUAUGUUCUUCAUUAUCAGUUCAGAAACAACCAGACAGUAAGAGAUCAAGUCCAUCUAGUAACCUGGUUUCAUCAAGCAAAACAUCAACCCAUUCCUUUGAAGAUAGCAUAAGGAAGGCAAUUUCACAAGCGUUUAGGGAUGUGGAGAAACAACUUAAACAGUCCAAGACUAUAUCUCCAUCCUUAGAAGUACAGAACCAAGCGCUUCCUCAACUGUCUCAGAACUCAAAGAUGCAGAACCAGACUCAGUUGCACAAUCAGACUUGGCUGCACUAG